Bactrocera latifrons is the source of this 1539-nucleotide messenger RNA. RefSeq lists its product as uncharacterized. The transcript has a single exon. Lineage: Eukaryota; Metazoa; Arthropoda; Insecta; Diptera; Tephritidae. The coding region runs from base 275 to 1198 and encodes 307 amino acids. Gene Ontology annotation, biological process: phospholipid metabolic process; arachidonate secretion. The record is from RefSeq and is a predicted model, not a curated record. Gene Ontology annotation, molecular function: A2-type glycerophospholipase activity.
UGGUAUAUAAACGUAUGAUUGGCCAAGGGGCGGCUAGUCAUUUAGUCAGUGUCAUUUGUGUUGUUAAAAGUCGCAUAUACGGCUAGAAAGUGCUAGAACCUUUGAUCGGAAACAAAAAUUGUGUAUACAUGUACAUAAAUAUAUGCAUACAUACAUAUAUCGAAAGCAUUAAUUUUAACAAGCGGAACAGGAACUAAACAGAAAAAAGAUAUUUGUUCACUAUUUUCGAUUUUUUGUGGUAAUAAAUAGAGACAUUUCAAACAAGUGAAACAUUAUGCAAAAAUAUCAUAAGCUGUGUCUAUACGCUGUGUUUUUGUUGUUGUCCUGCUGGAGCUCACAGACAUGGUCAGCAUAUUUGCCAGUGAAUGAGGAACUUAACUUUAAUCAAUUGGAAAGGUUACAAAAGCAACAAUCUCAGCGGCAUUUAUAUACACAACAUUCAGCAGACCAAAGGCAGAUCAGCAAUAAGGACGAAAAACAAAGCGCAGGUGAAACGACCGCAUCAGCAGACACAAGUAAUGUCCCAAUACCAGCAUGGUAUACCGAUACAGACGAAGAUAUCGCUGCUGCGCCGGCUAAUUGGCAAUUAUUACCUCAUGGAUCAUACGAUAAAAACGAUGACGUAGUGGCUGGCAAUGUGCCAACACAUGCGGUGGCGUGGUCCGAUCGCGCGUAUGAAAAUAGCUAUGUGUACGAUGCAUUUGACAGCGACGACGACACCGAAAUCGACAACGUUGAAACCGGCAAAGAAUUAACCAACGCACAAAGUAUAUUGAGUCGCAAGCGACGCGGUUUCGAUGAUUGGCUCAUAGCGCCGCAUACACGUUGGUGUGGGCGUGGCAAUAAUGCCAACAACAAUUACAAUCAGCUUGGUGGCGCUUCAGACGCGGACAGAUGUUGCCGGCGGCAUGAUCAUUGUCCCGUUUAUAUAUCGGCAUUCAGUAAUCGGUACGAAAUUUUCAACUAUCGGCCAUACACAUUGUCGCAUUGCAGUUGCGAUCGACGUUUCCGUGCCUGCCUGAAAAUGAACAACGACGAGCCGUCGAACACCAUCGGGCAGCUCUUCUUUAAUAUGGUGCCAUCACAAUGUUUUAUACUACGUAAUGAAAAGCAUUGUUUGGAACGUGAUGCGAAAGGUAACUGCGUAAAGGAGACAACGCGAAAACAUGCCUAUGUGCGUGAAAAUGAAAAGUACUAAAUAUUACGUGCAUUCACAUAUAUGUAUGUAUGUGUAUGGAUGCGUGUAUGCAGCAACGAAAAAAUUGUCCCAAAAGACAUGCAGAAAUGAGACUGGGCAGUUUUGUCGAGCGUAAUUGGGCUUACGAAGCCUUACGAAGCUAAUGCAGGUGUAAAAAAAAUAUCGAGAAAAUAAAAUUAAAACAAAGACGAUUUAAACAUUUUGUUUGGUAGGCGUGUUAUGUGCGUACGUGCAGCGCUAGCUGGAAAACCGUUAAAUGCAUAACUAUGAACAAUAUGUAAACACGCUUUGAAUUCAAAUGGCUUACCGUAAAAGCGCAGCUGACUAUACAUUUCAGUCAC